AUGAUUCAUCUUAUUUUCCAACAAGCCAUUAAAUUUAAUAUUAGUAGCUCUUUUCUGUAUUAUUUUAAUUUUAGUUCAUUCAUACUUUUGAAUUAUAUUAUUAUGGACAAUAUUUAAUAGAGAGAAACCCUAGGUUUGUUUUUGAGAUUUACAAGUAUCUGCCAAGUUAGAUGCGGAGUAUUGUCUUCCAAAGAUGAUGUUUUGACAAAAGAAAAUCAUUAAUGUCUUGAAAAAUGCACAAACCAUCUAAUCGAUUCCUUCAGGAAGGUGCAAGAUGCUUAUAAAUGAUUGCAUUAAUAUAUACAUAUAUUCAUAUAAGAAUCAUAACUUA
Molecule: messenger RNA, 331 nt
Organism: Paramecium tetraurelia
Lineage: Eukaryota; Ciliophora; Oligohymenophorea; Peniculida; Parameciidae
Exons: 2
Source: RefSeq, a predicted model, not a curated record